AUGACUCCUUAAUUACAAGAAGUUUAUUUAAUUGAAGAUUUAUUAUUUGUAAUGACUGGAAUUGAAGGAAAUUAUAUCAAAAAAAAAUAUGAUUAAUUAUAAAAACCUCCCUAUAUUUAUUGUAUAGAACCUUAUUUAGAAUAAACUAGUUGUGAGCCUUCAUUUAAAUAAUUAGUUAAUAAAAUAUUAGAAAUAUGUAUUUAAUAUGAUUAAAUUAUGUAUUUUUCAGAAACUCAUAGUUCUUUUGAAUAUGGUACAGUUUGUUAAGCUUUUUGUGCAUGUAUUAAUAUUCUUUUAAGAGAAUAUGUACUAAUGGUGAAUUAAUUAGAUGGAGAAUUUCAAAAAGGACAAUUAAGUUUAUAAAAGUUAUGGUUUUAUAUACAACCGUCAAUGAAAAUAAUGGAAGGAAUAUUUAAAAUGUGUCAAAUAUGUGAAAAUGCAAAAGGAGGGGAACUCUUAUCUAAACUUUUUGGUUUAUUAAAAAGUUAAAGUGAUAAAUAAAUAGUAGAUAUUUAUUAUUUUGUUCUUUAGAAAAGUUUUGGACCUUUUGCAGAAAUUUUAUCUUAUUGGAUAUAUUCAGGAAAGAUUAAAGAUCAAUAUUAAGAAUUUUUCAUUUAGGAAAAUUUCUAAGUUUAAAAAAAUAUGAUUUCAAAAAAUUAUAAAGAUAAUUAUUGGGAAAAAAAAUUUGUACUUCUAGAGAAAUAUUAGCCUAUUUUUUUAUAAGAUUAAAUAUAAUUUAUUUAUAAAACAGGUAAAUAUUUAAAUGUAUUAAGUGAAUAUUAGGGUAAAAUAAUCAAUAAUUAAAAUGAAAUGGAUUUAUUAUUAAAUUACGAAUAAUAUAUAUAAAUAUCAGAUUUUUCUUCACCAAUAAUGAAAGCUUAUAAAUAUGCAAAUCAAUAAAUAAUGAAGUAAAAAAAUAUUUUCUUAUCUUUAUUAUAUAAAUUUAGUUUAAUAAUAGUUGAAUAAGAUUUUCCUAAAAGACUCUAAUCUUUAAAAAACUAUUUCUUUUUAGAAAAAGGCGACUUUUUUGUUCAUUUAAUAGAUAGUUGUGAAGAAGAACUUUAAAAACCUGCCUAACUUUUAUCUAAAGAAAAACUGGAAAGUUUACUUGAAAUGUCUAUAAGGACAUCAAGCUUAUCUUCUGAUAUAUUUUUAGAGGAUCUUACUUAUGAUAUAAGUUAAUAUACAUUAAGUGAAUAAUUAUUUGCUUAUUAGAAUAUAUAGAAAACUUAUUCUGAUACUAAUUCAUCUUUAUAAUAAUAAUAAUAGGAAAAAUUUAAAAUGUAUAUACCAGCUAGAGAUUCGAAAGGUAUUGAAUUAUUUAGUUUAGAUUAUAAUGUAAAAUGGCCUUUAAAUUUAAUUUUAAACAGAAAAACUUUGACUAAAUAUUAAUUAUUAUUCAGACAUUUAUUUUAGUUUAAAAUUGUUGAAAGAAAUUUGUGUAAAACAUGGAUUUUUAUAUAAUCUGCUAAAGAACUUAAUUUAAUUAAUUUUUUUAAAAAAAGCUAUUAUUUAUUAUCCAGAAUGCUCCAUUUUGUAAAAAAUUUCGUUUAUUAUAUAUGUUUUGAGGUUAUAGAAUAGAAAUGGACAAAAUUUAUUAAUAAUAUAAAAAAUGUUUCAGAAUUUGAUGAUAUUUUAAUACUACAUGAGACUUUUUUAGAUUAAUGUUUAAAAGAAAGUGUACUUUUAGACCAAAAUAUAGUAAAAACUUUGUAGAAAAUAAAUUAAACAUGUAGUCUAUUUUCACUUUCAAUUUAAAAAUAUAUAGAUAAUCUCAAAAUUGAUUAAAAAUAAAAUAAUAAUUUUAAUAAUUUUAUGAUUGAUGAAAAACUCAAUUAUAUUUAAACUAGGAAAUAAAUUAUUAAUGUAAUUAUUAAUUUAUUUUUAUAAAAAAUUAAUAUUUUUAUAAUUAUAUAUAAUAUAUAAAGUAAAACAGAAAAAAUAUUACAAAAAUUAUGA
This is a messenger RNA of Ichthyophthirius multifiliis, 1959 nucleotides long. RefSeq lists its product as hypothetical. The transcript is spliced from 2 exons. Gene Ontology annotation, cellular component: centrosome; spindle pole; equatorial microtubule organizing center. Gene Ontology annotation, molecular function: microtubule minus-end binding; gamma-tubulin binding. The record is from RefSeq and is a predicted model, not a curated record. Lineage: Eukaryota; Ciliophora; Oligohymenophorea; Hymenostomatida. Gene Ontology annotation, biological process: meiotic cell cycle; spindle assembly; microtubule nucleation.